Molecule: messenger RNA, 3232 nt
Organism: Anoplopoma fimbria (sablefish)
Lineage: Eukaryota; Metazoa; Chordata; Actinopteri; Perciformes; Anoplopomatidae
Product: MICAL-like protein 1
Exons: 15
Coding region: 435-2987 (850 amino acids)
Molecular function (GO): protein binding
Source: RefSeq, a predicted model, not a curated record
CACAACAAGAGGACUACAGAAAGUAACGGGAUUUGAUUUAAAAUCACAUCGACCUCGACAUCCAAUCAGCAUAAAAGUCUGUUUCUGACGACAGAUCUCCAGAUACAGAAGCUCGGUUGUGGUGGUUGGUGAAAGGUGACAUUGGGUUGUUGUUGUGAGGGACAACGUGGAGUCUCUUCUCUAGCUGUAUGCGUGGACACCUUGUUUUUUAUUUGACAACAUAACGGUAAACUAUAACUUCCUUCCUUCCUGCUGCUCCACCGACUCGUUGCACUGGUGUGGCCGCAGGUGUUUGCUGCAAGAAGAAGUUGCAUUGGUAGAUGCUGGUUUCCUGUUUCCCCCUCAAAGACCAACCUGCCCAGCUUUUAUUUCAUCCCCUCUAACUUGUAAAGUGCCAUGUUCAGCCAGCCUGCAGGUCAAAAAGCACGCAAGAAAUGGCAUCACCGAAGGCCGUGCAGGACUGGUGCCGUGUCUCAUGCGCCAAAUACCCAAAUGUGGAAAUCAAGAACAUGUCUACUUCAUUCAGGGACGGACUUGCAUUUUGUGCCAUCAUCCACAGCCACCGACCUGACCUGAUAGAUUUCUGCUCCCUCUGCAAAGAUAAUGUUUAUCAAAAUAACAAGAUGGCAUUUGAUAUUGCAGAGAGGAAGCUGGGCAUCCCUGCAUUGCUGGACCCUAAGGACAUGGUGUCCACCGAGGUGCCUGAUUGUUUGAGUGUCAUCACCUACCUUUCCCAGUACUACUACUUCUUCAAGAGGAAGUCUUAUGCAGGUCUUGCCAGUUCCAGGCCAUCACAAGUCACUUCAUUAAACAACCUCAAGAAGAGUAAAACUCCUGAUGGUCUGAAACGCCUGAAGAGCCAGUCUGUUCUGGAAACCAGCAGAGAAGAUCGUUUAUCCAACACAAGGCUACGGACAGUGUGUCAUUUGUGUUUUAAGCCUGUCCACCUUAUACAGAGACAUUUGACAGACGGAAAGGUCUACCAUCGCAGCUGUUUCAGGUGCAAAGUGUGCCACAGCACUCUUUUACCGGAGUCUUACACACAGGGAAGUGAUAACAGCUCCUUGAUCUGCACUCACCACAUUACGGGCAGUACAAGUACAAGUGUUGACCUCAAUCAGCAAAUUAGAUCUACUGACAAUCAACCCAAAUGUAAGUUCCAGGCAGGUUAUUUCUCUCUGGGUGGAUUGCCCAUUUCCAGCGUCCCUCAUUACACUAAGACAACAGAGCCACAGGACAGACAGGUUUGUAAGACACCGGAGACGGAGGGGAGAGAAAUACAGGAGAGGAGCACAGAGCUGAAAGACAGAGACUCAACUGUUGGACCGAAGUGCACGACAAAGAAGCCGGCGCCUCCUCGUCUUCCUCCACCCAGUGUUGAAGGCAGGGCUGUCAAAAGAGCUGGAAAAGCUGGACUUGCACCCGUUCUGGUAGACAGUAAGAUACAGCAGGAGGAGACAAAGAGUCAACGGCCCUCUGAGCUCUCUUCACCGUGUGCACGAGUGACAGAAGGAAGUAGUCGGCCGGUUCCAACACCCAGGCGAUUGUUGGACCCUUCUGCAGUCCCUGUUCCUGCACCCAGGACCAAAGCUGCCCAGCCCAUGGACACCUCCACUACUGCAGGACAUUCAUGCAACCAAAAUAAAUGUUCGACCGACUCAUCUCACAUCACCAGCCCAACCAGAAAUAGCCCUAAAGUGCAUACCAACCAUCCAUGGAUGACCAUCAUUCACCCCGGACCCUGGACACAACUGCCUCCCGCUCCACCUCCAGUACCCGCUCCUCGAUCCAAAUCUGUCUCCAACAUGCAGUCCUGGAACAGGCCCAGAGUGCUUCCUCCCAACCCAUUUGGAGAGGAGGUGGACGACGACACUCAGAAAGAGGACACAAAACCUGAGCCUGCAGAUCAAACUGAUCUUGCAGCGGGAGGUAUCCGUUCAGGUAACGGUGGCAAUCAAAAAAAUACAGCGGGGGACACGGAUGCUGUUGGUUGUUCAAGUGAUGCUGAAGAUUCUGCUAUUAUAUCAACAGCUGAUGAUGUGGGAGCUUCGUGUGAACCAGCUGGAGAAACAAGUAAAAUAUCAUCUGAUUUGGAUGAAACUGGAAACACAAAAAGUUUACUACCCGAUGUGACUGAAGCAGCAGCAGAAGAAGCACAAAGUCACAUUUUACCCAGGAGUCUGUCUGUGCCAGCGAUCACAUCCGCCCGCUCUCAAAGCUCCCUUUUGGAUUUUGACUCGACAGAGGCAAAUGAGUCUGACCAGGUCCCGUCAUGUCAAAAUAAGCUUGCCUGCAAAGAGAAUCCCUUUGAUCGAAAACCUGCGAUGCCAAAAUCAAAGACCUUUCAGGCCCUCCCCUCUACACGGACCCCCGCCCCCGGACAUGGCUUCCCACUUAUCAAGAGGAAGGUGCAGACAGACCAGAAUGUGAACACAGAAGACCUGGAGGUGGAGAAGAGAGAACUGGAGAAACAUCUGGAGGCACUGGAACAAAGAGGAGUUGAAAUGGAGGGGAAUCUGAGAGACAACAAGAACGAUGAAGAUGAGGAACAAAUGCUAAUGGAGUGGUUCUCUCUUAUCAACGAGAGACACGUUCUGAUGCGCAGAGAAACAGAGCUGGUUCAUCUGACAAAGCAGCAGAAGUUAGAGGAGAGACAGGCAGACGUGGAGUACGAGAUCAGAUGUCUCCUUAAUAAACCAAUGAGCGACUGGAGUCAGGAGGAUCGAGGUCAAGAGCAGCAGCUGAUGGAUGAGCUUGUCACUAUCAUUGAACAGAGGAACCAGAUCGUCAGCAGCUUGGAUCGGGACCGGCUGAGGGAAAGUGAAGAAGAUAUGCUUUUGGAAGCCAUGAUGAAGAACAAAGAGUUCCAGAAAGAAGGACUUAAAGAGCUAAAAAAGUCAAAAGGAAAGUUCAAGCCUACGAAAAUGUUUAAGAUGCUGAACCAUAAAGCUGAGAGCAACAAAGACUCCAUGGACAAAAAGAACUGAACUGCCAUCCAAGAUACUCUCACAGAAAACAAACGUGUACUCUGAGAUAAUAAAGAAGAUGAAAGUGUUGCAAAUAAGUGGAAUCUGAUCACACAAUGAAAUGUAUAAAUAUUAAUUUUAUGUUGAAGAGCAGCUCAGUAGCAUUGCCUACAUUAAAUAUUCUCUCAUUUUAAAUGUUUUAGUGUUAUCAAUGUACAUUUUAGCUUUCAUGUGUCUUUACUUGCCCUAUCUCCUGUUUUACAAAC